Messenger RNA from Eimeria tenella, 1573 nucleotides. RefSeq lists its product as uncharacterized. Lineage: Eukaryota; Apicomplexa; Conoidasida; Eucoccidiorida; Eimeriidae. Gene Ontology annotation, biological process: regulation of transcription by RNA polymerase II. Gene Ontology annotation, molecular function: transcription cis-regulatory region binding. The annotation marks the transcript as partial. The record is from RefSeq and is a predicted model, not a curated record. Gene Ontology annotation, cellular component: nucleus. The transcript has 6 exons.
GGACAACAAGGAGCUGCUGCUGCUGCUGCAACGGGCUGCAGCUACGCCGCAGCCUUCGCCUGCUGCUGCAGCAGCAGGUGCAGCAGCGCCAUCCACUAGUGCUGCUUCUGCCGCAUCUUUCCAGGAGGAGCAGCGGAGCGCAGCAGCAGCAGCCGGUGCUUCGACUGCAGCACCAGCUGGUGCAGCAGCUAGCUCCGAGGCUGCGGACGGCGGAGACGCAGCAGCAGCCGCUGCGGCUGCGGCUGCUGCAGCGGUGGUGUCCCCAGAGCUUGCUGGGUGCAGCGAUGCAGUGCAGCCAUCGCUGCAGCAGCUGCUGCAGCAGCUGCAGCAGCUGCUGCAUGCGAUCAGCAGCUUUUUGGCACAUGCGGAAGGUCUUCUUGUGGAAUUGUCGGCUUCAGAGGAUCCAACAACACCGGCACUAGAAACUCUUUUCUCAAUGCUGCCUCCACUUGUAGAGCUGCACUGUUUCAUCGAGGAGGAGAUCAGCAACAGCAGCAGCAGCAGCAGCAGCAGCAGAAGUGGUCUUCCGCCGUGGCUGCUGGCGCUUCUGGACUGUGCGACGUCUCCGAGGCUGUCUGUUUGCUGCAGAGCAGCACAGACAUUUAUUUCAAUCUUGAAGAGCAGCAGCAGCAGCAGCAGCAGCAGCAGCAGCAGCAGCAGCACCUGCAGCAGGAGGCACUUGAUUUGUGAAACCGACGAGUGUAUGCGCGUGGCGGCUACGCUGUGGGACUGCUUAGGCAGCAGCAGCAACAGCAGCAGCAGCAAAGCAGAAGGGCUCAUUGUGGAUCUUCUGCUGCAGCUUAACGAUGCGUGUCUUCCUGAAAGACCGGCUGUAGUCGAAUCGGUGAUUCUGGCGGGCCUUCAAGGCGGCAGCAGCAACAGCAGCGGCAGCAGCAGCAGCAGCAGUAGCAAGGCAGAGAGUAUAUGGAGGUUCAGCGCCUUCUGGAGGCACGCGCGGCUGCAGGUCUACAGGCCUUUGGGUUUGCUGCUGCCGAAUGCUGUGUUGCAUCUCCUUGCUUCCCUCGGCGACGCGUUUCCUGAUAUCCGGUAUGCAGCACGAGUGUUCGUGCGGCUGGGCCUUGACACGGCGCCGCAGCUGCUGCGCCCCGUCUUUGACUGCAUCCUGAGCGCACCGCCUCCUGUGCAGCUGCAGCAACUGCAGCAGCAGCAGCAGCAGCAGCAGCAGCAUGGGGCAUUGAAGGGACGGCAGGAGCAGCCAGGUCUGCAGCAGGCGGCUCUAACCGAGCAGCAGCUGCAGGUGCAGCUGCUGUCGCAGCUGCAGCACCGGAUGGAGGAGGAGGCAGCUUCUGCUGCAGCAGCAGAAGCGACUGCUGCUGCGCACCGCGGGCUGGAGCUGCUGCAGCUGCUGCUGCAGUUCGAGGGACCCCUGCUGCUGGAGCGCAUGCAGGACUUUUAUGUCGAAGAAGACCUUCUGGAAGCAAAUGCCAUGCAGGCGCAGCUUUGGGCAGCAGCAAGUGGGGCCCGGGGCCCCCGAGCGAGGCAGCAGCAAGCCAGCUGCCGGCUGCAGCACGAGGCCUGGGCAGGGAUUGAGGGCGUGGCUGGCUGCUGCUGA